UUAUAGCGCAAACUUCAUUCCUUGAACAACAAGCAUAUAUGUGUAUCCCGUUAUUAAUGACAUAGAAAGGCUGCUAAAUACAUAGAAAGAGUAUUGCUUUAGAGAAUGGGAUAUGUGGAUGAUUGGGUAAUUCAAGUAAACUGAGUCACUCUUACAAAAGUAAGAAUCAGAUUGGAGAAAGGAGAGAAAAAUAGUUUUGAUUAAGCACUUUAAGGAUUCUCUGACCCCUUUCACACACUGUCUCUUUCUCUCUAUAUUUCUUUUCUUCUACUUGAAACAAACUAGAGAGAUUAGAGAGGAGAUAGGAAGGAAAACACAAAUGAAAUCUUUUGACCCUUGUUUAUUAUAUAUUCAAGUUGCACAAUUCCCCAUAAACCCAUAUUUAAGAAACUUCAGUUUCUAAUUCUGCUGGUCUUUUCAGAAGAAGAGCUAAUAGGAGAGAGAGGUUUAUAAUGGUGGCUCACGAGAGGAUCCAUAAUCUUCAAAAACCAACGUGCAUUUGCAUUAUCUGGUUUUGCCUCUUGGUUUCUCUCUCUCACCAUGGAAGAGCAUCUUCAUCAUCAUUAUCAUCAUCAUCAUCUAUCUUCAAUCUUUCUCUCCCACACCAACAUCCAUUCCCUGAACAUGUUGUUCUUAAUGUUCAAAGAAAACUCAACGACUCUCUCUCAAGAAGACAACUUCUCACUUACCAACAAGACGACGGCACGACGGCGUCGUCACCAAUACCUUCUUGCAUCACCGGAAACCCAAUCGACGAUUGUUGGCGCUGCGACCCAAACUGGUCGGAAAAUCGCCAAAGACUAGCCGAUUGCUCAAUUGGUUUCGGACAAGGAACACUCGGAGGAAAAGGCGGUCGCUUUUACCUCGUCACCGAUUCCUCCGACAACGACGCGGCGUAUCCAAUUCCCGGAACACUUCGACACGCCGUGAUUCAACCGGAACCACUCUGGAUCGUCUUCUCCAGCGACAUGGGAAUCAAACUCAAACACGAGCUCAUCAUCGGAAGCUACAAAACAAUCGAUGGAAGAGGCACGAAUAUCCAAAUCACCGGCCAUGGUUGCCUCACGAUCCAGCAGGUGAGCCAUGUCAUCAUCCACAACGUCCACAUUCACCACUGUAAACCCUCCGGCAACACUUUGGUCGCUUCGUCGCCUACACACGUCGGAUUCCGAGGAGUCUCCGACGGAGACGGAAUCUCAGUCUCAGCUUCGCAUCACAUUUGGGUCGAUCACUGUUCUCUCGGUUACUGUGCUGACGGACUCAUUGACGUCAUCCUCGCUUCCACCGCCGUCACAAUUUCCAACAACUAUUUCUCUCAUCACGACGAAGUUAUGCUCUUAGGUCACGACGACCGGUAUACGGCUGACAAGGGGAUGCAAGUAACAAUUGCAUUCAACCAUUUCGGAGAAGGGCUUGUGCAGAGGAUGCCGCGGUGUAGGCACGGUUAUAUCCACGUGGUGAACAACGACUUCACGGCAUGGGAAAUGUAUGCAAUCGGCGGAAGUGCUAGCCCUACAAUUAAUAGUCAGGGUAACCGUUACACCGCACCUAUUGAUCCCAACGCCAAAGAGGUGACGAAGCGCGUGGACUCAAACGAGAAACAUUGGUCGGGAUGGAACUGGAGAACGGAAGGUGACGUUAUGGUUAACGGAGCGUUUUUCGUGCCGUCAGGUGACGGAGUGAGCCCAGCGUACGCCAGAGCCACCAGUGUUCAGCCUAAAGCCGCCGCUAUCAUUGACCAGCUCACGGUCAACGCCGGCGUCUUCGGCGAUCCCAGUGGGAGAAACGGCCAAGGAGGAAGUUUUCCCGGAAUAACGGACGGUGGUGGGACCAUCACACGCGGUUACAGUAAAAGUGGACCCGGCGGCAGCAGCGGCGAUAGCGAUGAUGGCCUUUUCACAGUGAUAUUCGGUAACAAUAGCGGAGCCGUGGCUCUAAGGCCGGGACAAGUCUGGUCGAUUCUAUUGAUCAUUAUCAUUUUGUUUUGGUAUAUUCCACACCAUACGAGAUGAUGAUUUCAUUAUUGGUUAGAGGGGUCAUUAUUUAUUUCUGGUUACAAAAAAAAACGAAUAUACGUAUUUAUAUACAAAUAUAUAGGUACACAGCACUUGCAAGUUGUAAAAUAUGGGAAAUGUAUAAAAUAUUUUUAUUCUUGUUUGAUGCCUAAACUUUUUUGGCCCAAUAUUGGAGCAUAUCAAUUGGCUGGAGGAA
Molecule: messenger RNA, 2211 nt
Organism: Arabidopsis lyrata subsp. lyrata
Lineage: Eukaryota; Viridiplantae; Streptophyta; Magnoliopsida; Brassicales; Brassicaceae
Product: probable pectate lyase 13
Exons: 5
Coding region: 453-2012 (519 amino acids)
Molecular function (GO): pectate lyase activity
Source: RefSeq, a predicted model, not a curated record